This is a messenger RNA of Aegilops tauschii subsp. strangulata, 1093 nucleotides long. RefSeq lists its product as uncharacterized. NCBI's taxonomy places the organism in Eukaryota, Viridiplantae, Streptophyta, Magnoliopsida, Poales, Poaceae. The record is from RefSeq and is a predicted model, not a curated record.
ACACUCGCUCGCUCGGCGCCUCCGCUACUUAAACAGCUUGCUCCACAGUACUCUCCACACACCAGUCCAGUCCAGUCCAGGGGCUCCAGCACGUAAGUACGACCUCCAGUCCAGUCCAGGCUCCAGCACGUCGCUCGCCACAUCUCAGACUAGCCACUCACGUGGUUCAUGGAGUCUCCGCAGAAGAAGGCUGCAUCCAUGGACGGCAGCAAGAGCAAGACGACGGCUCAUCUGCUGCCGGUGACCGUGGCCAAGAAGACGCCACGUCCGGAUCAUGUCCGAUGGGUCAGCGCGUGGGCGCUCUUCACCGCCAGCGUCUUCGCCUUCUCCUUCGCCGUGGGCUCUGCAAUCGCCUACGCACUCGACCAUUUCCACGUCGCCUGCAGCCAGUCCUCCUUCUUCCUCCGGUGCGACCAGCUGACGGACGCGGCGGAAGCCGUGGUGAAUGCCCUAGGGACCGGGAUGCUGUGCUGCGCCGCGCUCCAGGCGGCCGCGGCGGUGCUGGCGCUGCGGCUCCGUUGCCGCCGUCGCUCCCUCGCCUACCUCGCGCUCGCGCUCACCAUCGGCGGCCACUGCAUCUACGCCGCCAUAGCCCACCUCUUACUCGUCGCCGACCCAGGAGACCUCUUCUUCGGGAUCAGCUUCGCGGUGAGCAUCGUCUUCUUCGCGGCGGGAGACAUCAUCAGCUUCGUGUCCCUCCUCCGCGGCGGCGAGGACGAGGAGUAGGACUGGGGAGCAGGGCAAGCAGCGGAUCAUGUCCAUGGAUCAACUCCUGGGGUACUGAUAAGUGACUAAUUGACUACUGAAUAAUGAGUGCACUAAUGUAGAGUAUGCAUUUUGCUAGCUGUGAGCGAUUGAUCGAAUGCCGUAUGCGUGAAUCGAAUCUACUAGUGAUUGUAUGGAUUAUGUUAGUUUGUGUAGUGCAUGUGUUACCCUGAAUUGUGACCGUCUUUGAUGCAGUACUAGUAUUCGACCUUUUCUCUAUAUGACCAGACAGACAUCAUUUAUAUGCUCAUUUACCCAGCUUCGGUAUAAAUGAUGUUGGUGAGAUUGUCACUGCAUCCAGUAUAUGUUUGUUAACCAUUGUUUUUCA